Trichomonas vaginalis G3 is the source of this 561-nucleotide messenger RNA. RefSeq lists its product as uncharacterized. The coding region runs from base 1 to 561 and encodes 186 amino acids. The record is from RefSeq and is a predicted model, not a curated record. The transcript has a single exon. Lineage: Eukaryota; Parabasalia; Trichomonadida; Trichomonadidae.
AUGAUUGGUGACAACACAGUUGAUGUCAUCAGAAACAGAUGCAACACUUUCACUCCUUACAAAUCAUUCUCAGAACACAAAUAUCAAGUUGAAACAUGUCCAUAUCCAGACAAACCUCUCACUAAAGAAGAAGAUAUCAUCAUAACAUCAACAAUAUCAACACCAUCAGAAAUCAUUGAAUCAACUGAAACAAAUGCAGUUGUUUCAAAUGAAACUACAACAACAACUAAUUCAUUUGUUGAUGAUCAAAAUACAGGAGGACAACCAACAAAACCUGAUAAAUCAUUGACAAUUGUUUUCAUUAUUAUUAGUGUUUGUUUGUUGUUAAUCAUUAUUUUGUUGGUUGUUUAUGUUGUGUUUUUGAGAAAGAAAGCAAAUAAUGAAGAAACUGAAGAAAGUAUUUCAGAACUGAAAGAAGAAACAGUGAUGUAUCAAUAUAACACUGAAGAAAGUGAUGAUACUAUAUCAAGAGUGAAUAAUUCUAUCGCAAGAGAUGACUCAUUCGAUGAUUUACCAGAUAGUUUAAUAGAUCCAAGUAAAUUCAAUAAUUUUCUUGAUUGA